This is a messenger RNA of Ostertagia ostertagi, 957 nucleotides long. Lineage: Eukaryota; Metazoa; Nematoda; Chromadorea; Rhabditida; Trichostrongylidae. The record is from the annotation of a GenBank genome assembly.
AUGGGUGGACAUCGACGGGAUCAGAGUGACAGUCAUGUACCAUUACGCCCAUCUGCCGAUUUUGGUAUUGAGGGCACCGAACUUCAGGUACGACUUGAUGCUUCUCAGCAUUCACUUGCCUCCCCCACAUGCAAUGGCAUCGCCAUAAACAUAGAUCCAGCUGAUCCCGAACCGUCGUGUAUCAGUCCAAAGCCUAUGCAUCCACGUCGAUCUGAGGGUCUCAAAACCGCUAUCGCAUUCUGUUGUCUGAUGUUGUCGGCGUUUCUGAAUUUCUUUCUGUUGACGGUGAUUCAUGACGUUGUACCUCGUCAACCACUUCCUGAUCUCACUUUCAUGAUCAUUCCACAGCAAAAGUGGGCUUGGUCCGUAGGAGAUGUGCUCUCCACUGUCAGUUCUGUGAUGGCAUUUACCGUUGUGCUACUUCAUCACGAACGAUGGGUAGUUCUACGUCGAAUGUUUCUUCUUGGUGCAAUAAUGUACGGGUUACGGGCUGUUGUUCUAGGGGUUACCUUUCUUCCUCCAUCUUUCCACGAUCGCGAUGAAAUAUGUCUUUCCCAGGUGAAUCGAUCAGCUAUGUACGGCAUGGAGAUUGCAACUAGGUUUCUAACAUAUGUUGUCACAUUGGGUCUGACAUCGGGUCAGGAAAAGAUUCUCUGCGGUGAUUUGAUGUUCAGCGGACAUACUGUUGUGCUAACAAUAAUGUAUUUUGUUCAAUUACAGUACACUCCAAGAGGAUUAGUAUGGUUGAGGUAUUUGGCAGCACCGAUCACAUUUCUUGGUAUCAGUGCUUUAGUAGUAUCAGGAGGACAUUACACAAUGGACGUGCUCAUAGCAUAUUGGCUGACGAGCCAUGUAUUUUGGGCGUACCAUCAGAUGUUCGAGAUGCCCAAAAAAGAUCGCCCAGAUGCUCCGAUGAGCCGCCUCUGGUUAGUGGUUUUUUUGCGGAUGCAUUGCUAA